Messenger RNA from Lobosporangium transversale, 852 nucleotides. RefSeq lists its product as hypothetical. Bases 442 to 660 code for a protein of 72 amino acids. NCBI's taxonomy places the organism in Eukaryota, Fungi, Mortierellomycota, Mortierellomycetes, Mortierellales, Mortierellaceae. The transcript has a single exon. The record is from RefSeq and is a predicted model, not a curated record.
GUUAGGAGCAUUGUUUCUAGAGUCUCGAUGAAUAGUUGACAAAAGAUUCAGGCUUGUAGUAGACGAUGUCUGGGACUGAGGUAAGGUCGGGCUAGCAGUAGCCACUGUAGGCAUAGCUGUAUAAGAAACGGAAGCGCGAGAUUUAGCUCCGCGGAUAUGGUUCAGAUGUGGAGCAGCACCUGAGCCCAGGCGAGCAGUAUUGAUCAAUGAAGAUGAAGAGGAGCUUGUAGAUUUUAUGCUUUGCAAAGUGGAAACAGAAGGCCGAUGGGGAAUCUGUCGAUGGCCUUUCAAAAUUCUUGUCUCAUCCGAAAGAGGUGAAGUUGAGGCAGGAGAGGACGAUAGAGGCGAAGUGGAGAGUGGGGAAGCCGUGUACAUGUGUUGACGGCGUACCUUGCUUCCGCUCCUGGUCAGACCCUCGUCUUCUUCCUGAGCAUCAAGCUCAUGAACAGAUUCGUCUUCCCUCUCAUUACUCUCGUCUUCUCUCUCUUCUGCAAUCGAAUCAGGGCUAUAAAUGUCAUUUUCAUCACCCCAUUGUGGGCCAGCCUUGGCCCGUGCUCCGUCUUUAUAGUACUGCGUCCGUCCUCGGACCAACAUCAAAAGCAUAUGACCAUUGCUCGGUUCCUGGUUAGACAAUGGGGCACUGGCAUGGCGUCGGUGUAGUGCCGGCAUUCUUGAACUGGAUGUACCCGAAUUAGCAGGUCCAGUCAGCACGUUCGAUGGUGGGAGCGAUGUUGCAGGCGAGACAGGUCUGGAGUCCGAUGCAGCCGUGGUAGUUGAGAGGGUGGCAGGAGCACUAUUCAUAGUUUUAAUGGAUGCAGUGUCCUCAAAGUACUUCUCGAACGAAAGAGCGUU